This is a messenger RNA of Perognathus longimembris pacificus (Pacific pocket mouse), 4111 nucleotides long. It is a transcript of the gene Flii, whose product is annotated as FLII actin remodeling protein. Lineage: Eukaryota; Metazoa; Chordata; Mammalia; Rodentia; Heteromyidae. Gene Ontology annotation, molecular function: actin filament binding; phosphatidylinositol-4,5-bisphosphate binding. Bases 58 to 3873 code for a protein of 1271 amino acids. Gene Ontology annotation, cellular component: nucleus; actin cytoskeleton; cytoplasm. The record is from RefSeq and is a predicted model, not a curated record. The transcript has 30 exons. Gene Ontology annotation, biological process: barbed-end actin filament capping; actin polymerization or depolymerization; myofibril assembly.
CGCCCCCGCCCUGCCGGCCACUGCGAGAGCCGGAGCCGGAGCCGCCGGGACGCCGCCAUGGAGGCCACCGGGGUGCUGCCGUUCGUACGCGGCGUGGACCUCAGCGGCAACGACUUCAAGGGUGGCUACUUCCCUGAGAAUGUCAAGGCCAUGACCAGCCUGCGAUGGCUGAAGCUGAACCACACAGGCCUCUGCUACCUGCCCGAAGAGCUAGCUGCCCUGCAGAAGCUGGAGCACCUGUCUGUGAGCCACAACAACUUGACCACGCUGCACGGGGAGCUGUCUAGCCUACCUUCUCUGAGGGCCAUUGUAGCCCGAGCCAAUAGCCUGAAGAACUCCGGAGUCCCUGAUGACAUCUUCAAGCUGGAUGACCUCUCAGUCCUGGACUUGAGCUACAACCAGCUGACAGAGUGCCCAAGGGAGCUGGAGAACGCCAAGAACAUGCUGGUUCUCAACCUCAGCCACAACAGCAUCGACACCAUCCCCAACCAGCUGUUCAUCAACCUCACAGACCUGCUGUACCUGGACCUCAGUGAGAACCGCCUGGAGAGCCUGCCACCACAGCUGCGCCGCCUGGUGCACCUGCAGACCCUGGUGCUCAACGGAAACCCGCUGCUGCACGCCCAGCUCCGGCAGAUCCCGGCAAUGACAGCCUUGCAGACCCUGCACCUGCGGAACACGCAGCGCACGCAGAGCAAUCUCCCGACCAGCCUGGAGGCCCUGAGCAACCUUGCAGACGUGGACCUGUCGUGCAAUGACCUGACAAGGGUGCCCGAGUGUCUGUACACGCUCCCUAGCCUGCGCCGCCUCAAUCUCAGCAGCAACCAGAUCUCCGAGCUGUCUCUGUGCAUCGACCAGUGGGUGCAUGUGGAGACCUUGAACCUGUCCCGCAACCAGCUCACCUCACUGCCUUCCGCUAUCUGCAAGCUGACCAAGCUGAAGAAGCUGUACUUGAACUCCAACAAGCUGGACUUUGAUGGGCUGCCCUCCGGCAUUGGCAAGCUGACCAGCCUGGAGGAGUUCAUGGCCGCCAAUAACAACCUGGAGCUGAUUCCAGAAAGUCUGUGCAGGUGCCCAAAGCUGAGGAAACUGGUCCUGAACAAGAAUCGCUUGGUGACACUCCCAGAGGCCAUCCACUUCCUGACAGAGAUUGAGGUCCUGGAUGUGCGGGAGAACCCCAGUCUGGUCAUGCCACCCAAACCUGCUGACCGUACCGCUGAGUGGUACAACAUCGACUUCUCGCUGCAGAACCAGCUACGGCUGGCGGGUGCCUCCCCUGCCACCGUGGCCGCAGCAGCAGCUGGGAGUGGGCCCAAGGACCCCCUGGCUCGAAAGAUGAGGCUGCGAAGACGCAAGGACUCUGCUCAGGAUGACCAGGCCAAACAAGUGCUGAAGGGCAUGUCAGAUGUGGCCCAGGAGAAAAACAAGAAGCAGGAGGAGAGUAUAGACACUCGUGCCCAAGGGGGAAAGGUGAAGCGCUGGGACCAAGGCCUGGAGAAGCCUCGCCUUGACUACUCUGAGUUCUUCACGGAGGACGUGGGCCAGCUGCCUGGCUUGGCCAUCUGGCAGAUCGAGAACUUUGUGCCUGUGCUAGUAGAGGAAGCCUUCCACGGCAAGUUCUACGAGGCUGACUGCUACAUUGUGCUCAAGACCUUUCUGGAUGACAGUGGCUCCCUAAACUGGGAAAUCUACUACUGGAUCGGCGGGGAGGCCACGCUGGACAAGAAAGCCUGCUCUGCCAUCCAUGCCGUCAACCUCCGCAACUACCUGGGAGCUGAGUGCCGUACUGUCCGGGAGGAAAUGGGUGACGAGAGCGAGGAGUUCCUGCAAGUGUUUGACAAUGACAUCUCCUACAUUGAGGGUGGGACGGCGAGUGGCUUCUACACUGUGGAGGACACACACUACAUCACCAGAAUGUACCGCGUGUAUGGGAAAAAGAACAUCAAACUGGAGCCUGUGCCUCUCAAAGGAGCCUCCUUGGACCCAAGGUUUGUGUUCUUGCUGGACCAAGGGCUGGACAUUUAUGUGUGGCGGGGGGGCCAGGCCACCCUGAGCUGCACCACCAAGGCCAGACUCUUUGCAGAAAAAAUUAACAAGAAUGAGCGGAAAGGGAAGGCAGAGAUCACCCUGCUGGUGCAGGGCCAGGAGCCUGCUGAGUUCUGGGAGGUGCUGGGUGGGGAGCCCUCUGAGAUCAAGACGCAUGUACCUGAUGACUUCUGGCCACCCCAGCCCAAGCUGUACAAGGUGGGCCUGGGCCUAGGCUACCUAGAGCUGCCACAGAUCAACUAUAAACUCUCAGUGGAACAUAAGAAGCGGCCCAAGGUGGAGCUAAUGCCCAGGAUGCGGCUGUUGCAGAGCCUGCUAGACACACGCUGUGUGUACAUUCUGGACUGUUGGUCUGAUGUGUUCAUCUGGCUUGGCCGCAAGUCCCCACGCCUGGUACGCGCUGCAGCACUCAAGCUGGGCCAGGAGCUGUGUGGGAUGUUACACCGGCCACGCCAUGCUGCUGUCAGCCGCAGCCUCGAGGGCACCGAGGCACAGGUAUUCAAGGCCAAGUUCAAGAAUUGGGAUGAUGUGUUGACUGUGGACUACACGCGCAAUGCAGAGGCUGUGCUGCAGGGGCCAGGGCUCUCUGGGAAGGUUAAACGUGACACAGAGAAGAAAGACCAGAUGAAGGCUGACCUCACUGCGCUCUUCCUGCCACGGCAGCCGCCGAUGCCACUAGCAGAGGCAGAGCAGCUGAUGGAAGAAUGGAACGAGGAUCUGGAUGGCAUGGAGGGCUUCGUGUUGGAGGGCAAAAAGUUUGCACGGCUGCCUGAGGAGGAGUUUGGCCACUUUUACACACAGGACUGCUACGUCUUCCUCUGCAGGUACUGGAUACCAGCGGAAUAUGAAGAGGAUGAGAAGAAGGAACACAAAGAUGAGGGGAAAACUGAGAAGACUGGCAAAGAAGGGGAGGAGACAGCAGCUGAAACGGAGGAGAAACAGCCGGAGGAGGACUUCCAGUGCAUCGUGUACUUCUGGCAGGGCCGGGAAGCUUCCAAUAUGGGCUGGCUCACCUUCACCUUUAGCCUGCAGAAGAAGUUUGAAAGCCUCUUCCCGGGCAAGCUAGAGGUGGUGCGCAUGACACAGCAGCAGGAGAACCCCAAGUUCCUAUCUCAUUUCAAGAGGAAGUUCAUCAUCCACCGGGGCAGGAGGAAGAUGGCUCACAGUGCCCAGCAGCCGAACCUCUACCAGAUCCGUACCAACGGCAGUGCCCUCUGCACCCGGUGCAUACAGAUCAACACUGACUCCAGCCUCCUCAACUCUGAGUUUUGCUUCAUCCUUAAGGUUCCCUUUGAGAGUGAGGACAACCAAGGCAUCGUGUAUGCCUGGGUGGGCCGGGCAUCAGAUCCUGAUGAAGCCAAGCUGGCAGAAGAUAUCCUAAACACCAUGUUUGAUGCCUCCUACAGCAAACAGGUCAUCAAUGAGGGUGAGGAACCUGAGAACUUCUUCUGGGUGGGCAUCGGGGUACAGAAGCCCUAUGAUGAUGAUGCGGAGUACAUGAAGCACACACGGCUCUUCAGGUGCUCCAAUGAGAAGGGUUAUUUCGCAGUGACUGAGAAAUGCUCUGACUUUUGCCAGGAUGACCUGGCAGAUGAUGACAUCAUGUUGCUAGAUAAUGGCCAAGAGGUCUACAUGUGGGUAGGGACCCAGACCAGCCAGGUAGAGAUCAAACUGAGUCUCAAGGCCUGCCAGGUAUACAUCCAGCACAUGCGUUCCAAAGAGCAUGAGCAGCCUCGCCGCCUGCGCCUGGUCCGAAAGGGCAAUGAACAGCAUGCCUUCACCCGCUGCUUCCAUGCCUGGAGCACCUUCCGGCAGGCCCUGACCUAGAUGGUCCUCGGGGCAUCCCCACCUCCAGCAAGGAAGGAGGGGCUUUCUGUCCACUGCCACUAGCCAAGAAUCUGCACAGGUGACAGUGCCCCAUCCCCCACAGCACAGUCCCAAGCAGCACCAAUGGGGGGGAACCUCCCACACACGGUGCUGAGCACAUGUGUGAGUCCCCCUACCCCUUGCUAGGGAUAAAUCGGAUGUAGUUGCCCUCUAAGAUAUUAAAUGCUUUUAUUUUCAA